This is a messenger RNA of Bolinopsis microptera, 1837 nucleotides long. RefSeq lists its product as uncharacterized. Bases 189 to 1721 code for a protein of 510 amino acids. The transcript has 6 exons. Lineage: Eukaryota; Metazoa; Ctenophora; Tentaculata; Lobata; Bolinopsidae. The record is from RefSeq and is a predicted model, not a curated record.
AGCAAAAGCUGUCAAUUCAGCAAUCAAAACUAGCAAAAAUGUUUUAAAAUUGUACACAGUAAAAUGCUGCUGAGCAAGUCUAUUGAGUUCUCAUUCUCCUGCUACUACAGUUCCAAUCCGUAAUGAACCACACCGAAACAUGCCGUCUAUGACCAGAAGAAAACAUCAGUAUACAGCUUCUAAGAUAGAUGAUACCGCAUUUGAUUUGGAAAGUGCUUCAUGCUGAUUCUGGACAGAGCAGAUCUAGUGCAAUAAUGGAUAUUACUCCUCUGCUACCCCGGGAUUCUGGUUAUCAUCAUCUGAAUUCGGGCACAAAUAGUACCUAUACCAUGGAAGCUCUGAAAAUCCAACUUUCAACCAAGCUUUCCAUCACCACUACCUCAUUCAAACGUUUCCGAGUGCCUCUGUUCCUGACGCUACUUGGCAAACUUCUUGUUCCAACAAUAUACACAUCGUGCAGGGUAUACAUUCUUGGCUCCAUUCCAGACGAGACUGUUAUUAAUGUGAUCUCUCAAAUGAUGUGGGUCACUGUCAUCAUGGAGAUCAUAGAGGAGGCCUUGUUGAUGCCUCUGUACCACUGUUUUGGAAAGGUUGCUGCAGCAGAGAAUGACAGUCAGUUGGUACCGAAAGUUAGAAGUGGGUUCUACGUGUGUCUUCUGUUUUACAUCUUGUUUUGCAGUGUCAUCGCCAUCUUCACACCUCAACUUAUCGAUGUCAUGGGGAUUAACCACAAGCUAGGACCAGAGACUGCUAAAUAUAUUAGGCUGGAGUUAGUAGGCGUGUUUCUGAAGGGAAUUGUCAAGCUGUAUGGUAUUGUACUGCUCAUCAAAGGGAAAAGUUUGUAUCUCAAUGCAAUACUGUUCGUUCAACUUUUCUGUGCUAUUCUCUCCGAUACAUUCUUCUUUUCGAAUCUGAGCAUCUCCCUAAAGUUGGGAUCAGAAGGGGUAGCCUACUCCUCAAUAAUACAACAGUUUGUUUCCUCACUAGCCACCUUUCUGCUGACCAGCAUAUCCCUGGAGGUCCCAAUAACCCAGCUGUUCACUCUAGAAAGAGGUGAUUUUACCUGGCUCAAGCUCUGGACUCGCCAAGGACUCUACUCAGGAUUCGAGUCUUUUGUUCGGAACUUUGUGUACCUGCUUGUCGUGCUACGAGGAAUGAACUUGCUUCACGAACAAGACGUGUACUGGAUUGCUAACAACUUUAUCUGGGGCUGGUUGUUACUGCCUGUUCUAUCUCUGUCAGAGCUCCUCAGACAAGAUGUUGCUACUAACCAUCCUACGGAGGGGUUCAAGGUCAUCAUCCCUGCUUACUGCUGCAUUACUGUGGGUAUCGUUGUUGUCUGGGGAGUGACUACUCCAGGCUGGUAUGGUUUUAUAGAGACGGUGCUGAAUGCUGGAGACAGAAAACCUGGCGUGAUUACCAGACUGGUGUUCCAAAUGAUGGUGGGGUACUUGUUCUUUAUUGUCAGUCAUCUCAACAGAUCCAUCUUCUACGCUAAGGGAAAGAUCCAGUAUCUGUGUAUUUCCUCCUCCACUGCAAGCGUGUUCAUGGUAUUCCUCUUCGUCCUGGUAAUAUUCGACAUUGUUCCAGCUACCCUUGAAAUUACAGCUGGUAUCUUCUCAGCUAACAUGAUCCUGGGUAGCAUAGUGUCCAUUAUUCUUCUCAAAUAUAUGAUGUUGACGUUGGAUGAAGUCCCCAAACCUGAUGAGGAAAGACAGUGAUAUAUUUUAAUUGAUUUGAUUUGAAUAUGAAUGUUUCUUUUUCUAUUGCAGAAAUGUGCCAUAUUUUUUAAAUGUCAGAAUUAUCAAGAUAUCAUUUUAAAACUUUUUUAGAGUGA